This is a messenger RNA of Anoplophora glabripennis (Asian longhorned beetle), 1862 nucleotides long. RefSeq names its product 4-coumarate--CoA ligase 1-like. Gene Ontology annotation, molecular function: long-chain fatty acid-CoA ligase activity. The transcript has 8 exons. NCBI's taxonomy places the organism in Eukaryota, Metazoa, Arthropoda, Insecta, Coleoptera, Cerambycidae. Gene Ontology annotation, biological process: long-chain fatty acid metabolic process; fatty-acyl-CoA biosynthetic process. The coding region runs from base 130 to 1716 and encodes 528 amino acids. The record is from RefSeq and is a predicted model, not a curated record.
GGGUAAGUAUAGUGUCUUGAUAUUUGAACACUUCAGAGACGAAAUACAUACAGAAAGAAAAAGAGUUUUGACUAUAUCUAUUUAAGUUAUCUAUACGUCUGCCACUGCCAGUAACAUUAUUAAAAAAUCAUGGAUUCGUCUUACAUAUUUAAAGGCCCUAUAGACAAUUUAAAAUUAAAAGGCGUAUCAUUCGCGGAACUGCUGUAUGACAGCUUACGAAAAAAGGAACAAUCGAAUAUAUUGCUGGUAGACGAAAAUACAGAUGAAGGAAUAUGCAGAGGAGAUCUGUUACAAAAUAGUAUAAAGUUGGCAGUAAUCCUACAGCAAAUGGGCAUUUGUGAAAAUGAUAGGGUAGGAAUUAUUUCUGCAAAUACUUGGAAAUUUGUUGUCCCAACUUUAUCGGCGAUUUUCAUAGGAGCAACAGUUACUCCAAUAAAUCCUGCUGCUACUAAAGAUGACUUACGUCAUUACCUAACCCUGAGCAAACCGAAAAUUCUAUUUGUUUCGUCCGAUGUCCUGGAAAAAGUGCGAGAAUUAAAGAAUGAUUUAAGCUUCUUAAAACAUAUAAUAGUAUUAGAUGCCGAAGAUGUAGAAAAUGAUGAAUUGGUAUUUAACGAAUUAUUUAACCGUGACGUAAAUUAUAAAACAUUUCAAAUUCAUAAGGACAAUAGUGCAGAGGCAUUGAUAUUGUAUUCUUCUGGUACUACAGGAUUCCCAAAAGGGGUAGUACUCUCCCAAGAGAAUGUGUUGAAUGCUAUGGAAUAUUGCAGCGAUCCAGACUACCUGAACAUAAAUGAAGAUUCCAUAAUAUUAGGCAUUCUCCCACUGUUCCACGUUUUUGGACUUCUACUAAUGUACGCAUAUUUGUGGCUUGGAAAGAGAAUAAUAUUUUCCCGAAAGUUUAAACCGGAUACUUUUUUAAAAUCGAUUGAGAAAUAUGAAAUUAGCUACCUCGUAACAGUUCCACCAUUAUUACUCUUUUUAGCAAAAAGUCCUCUUGUAGACAACUAUGACAUAAGAUCUAUAAAGCAUAUUUUCUGUGGAGCUGCUCCUCUUGGUAAAGAAGUAGAAAAUAUAGCUUCGCAAAGAUUCAAAAUUCCGAUUUGUCAAUUAUAUGGUAUGUCGGAAUGUGCAGCAAUAACGAUCACGUCACCAAAGUAUUAUAAGUCUGGAAGUGUGGGAAAAGUGGUACCAGGUCAUGAAGCAAAAAUUAUCGACCCAGAAUCUGGUAAUAUUCUUCCUCCUACUGUAAGUGGUGAAAUAUGCUUUAAAGGUCCUACGGUGAUGAAAGGAUAUAUAGAUAAUGAAAAAGCGACUAAAGAAACAAUUGAUAAAGAUGGAUAUUUACAUACAGGGGAUAUUGGAUAUUUUGAUGAGGAAGGAUAUCUAUUUAUUUUAGAUAGGAUUAAAGAUCUUAUUAAAUACAAAGGAUUCCAGGUUCCACCUGCCCUAUUAGAGGAUAUUUUGCAAAAACAUCCUGAUGUAAAGGAUGCGGCUGUGGUAGGUAAGCCCGAUGAGAGGUCAGGAGAACUGCCUACGGCAUUUAUUGUUCGACACCCAAAUGCAGAAAUUAAUGAACAAGAGAUAAUAAACUAUAUAGCAGAGAGAGUUUCUACAGAAAAACAGUUACAUGGAGGUGUGCUAUUUACCAAUGAAAUACCACGAACUAAUAGCGGCAAAAUUCUGAAGAAGGAGUUAAAGAAAGCACUACUCUAAUAUAGGGUGACUAUAUGGAUUAUAGUUAGUUUCUGAGAUCACUAGAGUAGAAAAUACAAAUAUUUUUGUUAUUUUACGUGGCAAUUAAUUAAUUACUUUUUGUCGAUAAAAUUCUAAAUCAUAAUCACAAAAAUAUUAAUAGUAAU